This is a messenger RNA of Cebus imitator (Panamanian white-faced capuchin), 2953 nucleotides long. It is a transcript of the gene LNX1, whose product is annotated as ligand of numb-protein X 1. Gene Ontology annotation, molecular function: metal ion binding; protein binding; ubiquitin-protein transferase activity. Gene Ontology annotation, biological process: ubiquitin-dependent protein catabolic process. The coding region runs from base 327 to 2513 and encodes 728 amino acids. The record is from RefSeq and is a predicted model, not a curated record. Gene Ontology annotation, cellular component: cytoplasm. The transcript has 12 exons. Lineage: Eukaryota; Metazoa; Chordata; Mammalia; Primates; Cebidae.
GGGCUGGACACGUGCUGUGCUCAGGAAAGAAAGUAAAUUCCACCUGGCAAAUUGCUCUAACUGAUUCAUUUGUCCACAAAGAGACGCCACCUACCUGCAUGCAGGUAUUCAGGCACCUGUUCACCGAAGUUGAAGCUGGUCACAGCUUGGGCAGCCCAAGGAGCUGCUCGGUUCACCCAUAAGGGAUGAGAGCUCCCUGCCCGCUGCUGCUAGGAGAGCCUCAGACAGACGCUUGAAGAGGUGUGUGGAUGGCUCCUAGAUCUUGACUUGCUCCCAAGGAAAUAUUGUGUGACUGAGUUUCCUGUCAUACUGCUCCCCAGUUGACCAUGAACCAGCCAGAGCCUGCCAGUGACCCUGAACCCCUGUGUGCAGUAUGUGGCCAAGCCCACUCCCUGGAGGAAAACCACUUCUAUAGCUACCCGGAGGAUGUGGAUGAUGACCUCGUCUGCCACAUCUGCCUGCAGGCUUUGCUGGACCCCUUGGACACUCCAUGUGGACACACCUACUGCACCCUCUGCCUCACCAACUUCCUGGUGGAGAAGGACUUCUGCCCCAUGGACCGCAAGCCUCUGGUUCUGCAGCACUGCAAGAAGUCCAGCAUCCUGGUCAACAAGCUCCUCAACAAGCUGCUGGUGACCUGCCCGUUCAGGGAGCACUGCACCCAAGUGCUGCAACGCUGCGACCUUGAGCACCACUUUCAAACCAGCUGUAAAGGUGCCUCCCACUACGGCCUGACCAAAGACAGGAAGAGGCGCUCACAAGAUGGCUGUCCAGAUGGCUGUGCGAGCCUCACAGCCACAGCUCCCUUCCCGGAGGUUUCUCCAGCUACCACCAUCCCCUUAAUGACAGACGAGCCUGGCCUAGACAACCCUGCCUACGUGUCCACGGCAGAGGACAGUCAGCCAGCAAUCAGCCCAGUGGACUCUGGCCGGAGCAACCGAACUAGGGCACGGCCUUUUGAAAGAUCCUCUAUUAGAAGCAGAUCUUUUAAAAAAAUAAAUCGAGCUUUGAGUGUUCUUCGAAGGACAAAGAGCGGGAGUACAGUUGCCAACCACGCUGACCAGGGCAGGGAAAAUUCUGAAAACACCACUGCCCCUGAAGUCUUUCCACGGUUGUACCACCUGAUUCCAGAUGGCGAAAUUACCAGCAUCAAGAUCAAUCGCGUGGAUCCCAGUGAAAGCCUCUCCAUUAGGCUGGUGGGAGGUAGUGAAACCCCACUGGUCCAUAUCAUUAUCCAACACAUUUAUCGUGAUGGGGUGAUUGCCAGAGACGGCCGGCUACUGCCCGGAGACAUCAUUCUAAAGGUCAAUGGGAUGGACAUCAGCAACGUCCCUCACAACUACGCCCUGCGCCUCCUGCGGCAGCCCUGCCAGGUGUUGUGGCUGACUGUGCUGCGUGAGCGGAAGUUCCGCAGCAGGAGCAAUGGACAGGCCCCGGAUGGCUACGGACCCCGGGAUGACAGCUUCCAUGUGAUUCUCAACAAAAGUAGCCCCGAGGAGCAGCUUGGAAUAAAACUGGUGCGCAAGGUGGAUGAGCCUGGGGUGUUCAUCUUCAACGUGCUGAAUGGCGGUGUGGCAGAUCGACACGGUCAGCUCGAGGAGAACGACCGUGUGUUAGCCAUCAACGGACAUGACCUUCGAUAUGGCAGCCCAGAAAGUGCGGCUCAUCUGAUUCAGGCCAGUGAGAGGCGUGUCCACCUCGUCGUGUCCCGCCGGGUUCGGCAGCGGAGCCCUGACAUCUUUCAGGAAGUCGGCUGGAACAGUAAUGGCAACCGGUCCCCAGGGCCAGGGGAGAGGAGCAACACUCCCAAGCCCCUCCAUCCUACAAUUACUUGUCACGAGAAGGUGGUAGAUAUCCGAAAAGACCCCGGCGAAUCUCUCGGCAUGACCGUCGCAGGGGGAGCAUCACACAGAGAAUGGGAUUUGCCUAUCUAUGUCAUCAGUGUUGAGCCCGGAGGAGUCAUAAGCAGAGACGGAAGAAUAAAAACAGGUGACAUUUUGUUGAAUGUGAAUGGGGUCGAACUGACAGAGGUCAGCCGGAGUGAGGCAGUGGGAUUGUUGAAAAGAACAUCCUCCUCGAUAGUACUCAAAGCUUUGGAAGUCAAAGAGCGUGAGCCCCACGAAGACUGCGGCAGCCCAGCAGCCCUGGAUUCCAACCACAACAUGGCCCCACCCAGUGACUGGUCCCCAUCCUGGGUCAUGUGGCUGGAAUUACCACGGUACUUGUAUAACUGUAAAGAUAUUAUAUUACGAAGAAACACUGCUGGAAGUCUGGGCUUCUGCAUUGUAGGAGGUUAUGAAGAAUACAAUGGAAACAAACCUUUUUUCAUCAAAUCCAUUGUUGAAGGAACACCAGCAUACAAUGAUGGAAGAAUUAGAUGUGGUGAUAUUCUUCUUGCUGUCAAUGGUAGAAGUACAUCAGGAAUGACACAUGCGUGCUUGGCAAGAAUGCUGAAACAACUUAAAGGAAGAAUUACUCUAACUAUUGUUUCUUGGCCUGGCACUUUUUUAUAGAAUCAAUGAUGGGUCAGAGAAAAACAGAAAAAUCACAAGCUAAGUUGAAACACUGUAUUUAUCUUGUCAGUUUUUAUAUUUAAAUAAUACAUUGUAAAAAUUUCAGGAAAAGUGUGAUCUAAUGAAAGCCAGUUACACCUCAGAAAAUAAGAUUCCAAAAAAAAAUAAAAACUACCAGUUUUUCUUUUUUUGGUGUGGAAGAUUUCUCAUUACUCCACAACUUUGUUUAUAUUUUUCUAUUCAAUAAAAUGCCCUAAAACAGCUAAAAUGAUUUGUAUACCCCACUGAAUUCAAAUUGAUUUAAAUUUAAAAUUUGGUAUAGGCUGAAGUCUGCCAAGGGUACAUUAUGGACAUUUUUAAUUUAAAGCCAAAAGAUUUUUUAAAAUGCAUUGCUGAGAAACGUUUUCAUCAAACAAGAAAUAAAUAUUUUUCAAAAAUUA